AUGGACGAUCAUAUCACCGCUAGGCAAGAGGAGCAUCACCCUACGAAGUUGGCGUUCACUUCUGUCGCUGCACCAGCCCCAGAUGCAGGUGGCGCGUCAUCUUUAGUCCCUUGCGACCUGGACGACGACGCUGGGCAUGCGAAUGGACCACCUGCGACCAAGAAAGAAGUAUUUUCAUACUAUACCUACUACGCCGGCAACAACGGCAUAGGGUCCUUCCAAUACUCGAAUCUUCUCUUCCAGAAUUUGAUCUACCAGGCGGGCUUCAACCCCAAUGUUCUGCCAUUGGGCAGCUCUAACUGCGAUGUCGAUCCAAGCGCCCCAUGCCACGUCUUCUGGAAUGGUGGCACAAAGCCGUAUACGUCCGUCGUCUUGAUAGCUUCGGGUCUGACUUUCUUGUCUCAAGCCUUGGUCUUCAUUGGAGUCGGCAGUCUGGCAGAUUAUGGCAACUGGAACCCAUGGGUCGUUCGAGGUUUCUCGGUGUUGUGCUGGGCCUUUGAGUUCGGCUUUCUCGGCGUCAGAAGAGCUGAUCAAUGGCGAACGGCGAUGGCUCUGUACAUCUUAAGUGCAAUCACCUUCUGGGCUUCGUAUGUCUUCUUCAACGCCAUUUUUCCCAAGUUGUCCCACGACCUCCCCGAAGUCCGUACUGCCCAUGAAGAACGGCAAAAUGGUGCCAUCAGCGAAGAUGAGUAUCAACACAGAUGCUCCAUGGCACGUUCCAAGGUUAUGAAUAUGUCCUACGGUUUUAACAACGUCGGCUUCACAGCUUGUGGUGCCCUGUCGUUAGCCGCACUUGCAGGCAUCGGCGCAAACGACUCGACGGCCAAGAACAAUUGGGGCUAUUCUGUGUCAGUGGCGGUGUGCACAGGAUUCUGGAUCGUCCUCGCUAUUCCCUGGUUCCUGUGGGAGAAGAAACGCCCUGGACCACCGUUGCCUGCCGGAGACAACUACCUGACUUUUGGCUUCAAGCAGACGUGGUUUGCGGCCAAGCAGGUCUGGACUUUGAAACAGACUUUCUUCUACCUUAUUGCAUUCUUCUUGCUGGCGGAUGGCAUCGGAACCACAAUAACUCUGGUGGCGAUUGCACAGACCCAAGUCGUCAAUUUUUCUGCCACGCAGAACACCUAUCUCAUCAUGGUGCAAGGCGCGUCGUGUGUCUUUGGCGUUUUCGGAGCUUACUAUCUCCAACGACUGUUGGAUCUCCGGACAAAGACCAUGUUGCAGGCUACGAACAUCGGUUGUGUUCUUGUGGCGCUCUGGGGCAUGAUCGGUAUCUGGACGAGUAAGGUUGGCUACCACAAUCUCUGGGAGUUCUGGCUGUUCAAUGCGCAGUACGGCUUUACCAUGGGCGCCCAGUUUUCCUUGCUCGGCAUCGUGUCGAAGGGCUCUGCGUGGAUCGGCCCAAUUGUCGCAAGUGCGAUCGUCGACGCCAAUGGUAACGAGUGGACCCCGUUUCCGUUCGUUGCUGCACUGAUCUUAUUGCCGACUAUCGGCAUUUUCUUCAUUAGCGAGACGAAGAGUCGGAGAGAAUGCGCCGAAUAUCUCAGAAAGGAGGCAACAGGCCUGCGGAAGUUGGAAAAUAGUGACGCCCUCGAUAAGGCAGCCUAA
Messenger RNA from Cyphellophora attinorum, 1608 nucleotides. RefSeq names its product Autophagy-related protein 22-1. The record is from RefSeq and is a predicted model, not a curated record. Lineage: Eukaryota; Fungi; Ascomycota; Eurotiomycetes; Chaetothyriales; Cyphellophoraceae. Bases 1 to 1608 code for a protein of 535 amino acids. The transcript is spliced from 4 exons.